Messenger RNA from Lentinula edodes (shiitake mushroom), 333 nucleotides. RefSeq lists its product as uncharacterized. The record is from RefSeq and is a predicted model, not a curated record. The annotation marks the transcript as partial. NCBI's taxonomy places the organism in Eukaryota, Fungi, Basidiomycota, Agaricomycetes, Agaricales, Omphalotaceae. The transcript has a single exon.
AUAUCCUCGUGGGUUGCCCUUGAACGAACCAGCCAGUGGAAGACAAAUCCUAGUGUGCGGCUCCCAACUAUCAACCGUCCAACCCUGCUGGCUGAGUGGGUAGACAAGAAGCGAUACAAAUCUAGGUUGAAUGAACCCGACAUGUACAAGGAUUGUGGCACCGAUUUUGCUGAAAGUGUGAAGAAGUGGUGGUCUUCCUUGCAGACAGCAUGGAGGCAGGAAUCUGGUAGAGACAUAUCGUCUUCGCAAAACAUAGGUUCUCAUAACUGGAAACACAUCGACAAAUUUGGAUUGAAUGGCUGGUUUGGAAUUCUGGUUUGCUUAAAAUGGUGG